Messenger RNA from Prorocentrum cordatum, 2571 nucleotides. The record is from the annotation of a GenBank genome assembly. NCBI's taxonomy places the organism in Eukaryota, Dinophyceae, Prorocentrales, Prorocentraceae.
AUGCAGAGCUUGGAGCUGCAGCCGACGCUCCUGCCAGAUGCGUCUCCCAGCGGCCAGCCUGCAGCUCCAGCGCAGGCGGGCGUCGUGGAGGCCCCGAGUGCGGGCGCCCCAGGCCCAGCGGUGCCGCCUCGGCCGGCGGCGACGGAUGCUCCGUCCUUGCCGCUGGAGCCCAGGGACCCCAGGGGGCAGAGAAGCCUCCGCUUCGACGACGGCGGCCCAGCGUCACCAUCACCCACGAGGAGGAAGAGGGUCACCGGCAGCCCCGAAGGCGUCCCGAGCUAUGAUCCGACCGUCUCGCAGUCGGCCGGGAGUUCGCGGCACCUGCCGCCCCCGCCGCCCACCAGCGCCGGCCUGGCGGGCAACAGUCGCAGCGAGCCGCGCAUCGAUCCGGAGCAGGCGCCACGGCCAGUGACGCACUACGACGCCGUACCCGCGUACCCGUCGGGGGCGAACACCGCCAAGGUGCCGAUGGUGGUCGUGUGCCAGCCGUUCGCGGAGCUCACGAAGUUUGAGGAGCCCAUCCCCGUGAUCGACUUCGGCGAGUCUGGGCCGCUGAGGUGCACCCGCUGCAAGGCCUACGUGAACCCGCACUUCGCGUGGAUGAACAGCGGCCGCACCGGCCUCUGCAACUUCUGCGGCCAGCAGAUGGAGGUGCCCAGCGAGUACAAGUGCUACAUCGAGGACCGGGGACGGCGGCGGGGCGACGCCACCCAGCGGCCAGAGCUUGCCCGGGGCACCGUGGACUACGUGGCCCCGCGGGACUACGACGAGAGCCUGCCGGGGGCGCCCUGCAUGGUCUUCGUCAUAGAGACCACCGCGCAGUCGCUGCAGAGCGGGCUCCUGGCUCAGGCCGGGGACUGGCGGAUAACCUUUGACGAGAGCGUGAACUUUUAUGCCUUUUACCCCAACCUCGACUCCGCCAGGGUCGUCACCGUCGUCGAUGUCGACGACCCCUUCUGCCCCUGCGGCCCGGACGCCCUCUGCAUCCGGAGGGCCUACAGCAGCCAGGUCGACGCGUUCCUGGAGGAGCUGCCCAACGAGGUGGCCUCGCGGCUGGACGCCGGCACGCUGCCCGACCAGGCCGCCGGCUGCGCGGCGCUGAAGUCCGCCUGCGAGCUGGCGGGCAUGAGCGGCGGGGGGCACGUGAUAUGCUUCCACGCCUCGCUGCCGGUGCUGGGUGUCGGUGCUCCGGCGGAGAAAAGCGCGCUUCGGCCCCGCGACGACCUGAGCAUGCGGGUGUCCUCGGCGCCCGAGGCGGGGGGCCUCUUCACCGUGCAGCAGGGCCCCUUCUUCGACGCGCUGGCCGCGGACUGCCUCGGCCGCGGGGUCGCUGUCAGCGUCUUCCUGGCCCCCGCCGUGGGGGCGUACAUCGAUGCGGCGUCGCUGACGUGCCUGCCGCGGCGGACGGGCGGCGAGAUCAGCAUGCUGGCGGGCUUCGACCCCGUGCGCGACGGGGAGCGGCUGCACUACGACAUCUCCAGGAUCGCGGUGCAGGCGUGCGCGUACAGCUGCGUGUUCCGGCUCCGGUGCAGCAAGGGCCUGGCGGUGGACAGCAUGCUCGCCACCUGGGAGCCGGAGGUCAUAGACCCCAGCACAUUCCACGUGUCGCGGAUGUCGGUGGACGCCACGGCGAGCUUUGUGAUCGUCCACUCGGAGCGGAUCGAGGGUCAGAAGACUGUGUUCUUGCAGGUGGCCUGCCUCCACACGACCAGGGCCGGCAGGCGAUUGCUUCGCGUGCACACGUUGGCGCUGCCAGUGACCACGUCGCUGAGCAACGUCUUCCGCUACACGGAGAUCGACUGUGUCACAAACCUGUUGCUCAAGCAGGCGGCCCUUGGCGCCCUGAGCGGCAACGGGGCCUUCAAGGAGAAGAUGUCGAAGUCGUGCGUGGACAUGCUCCACGCCUACCGGGUGAACUGCGCGUCCAUGACGUCCGCGGGGCAGCUGGUCUUGCCAGAGUCGCUCAAGCUGCUGCCGCUCUUCGUGGGCUCUAUAAGGAAGCUGGCCGCGUUCAGAUCGGGCUCCGACAUCCGUGUAGACGAGCGGCUGACCUUCUUGGUGCGGAUGUUGGGUCUACCGCUGUCGCAGACGUCGCUGCUGGUCUACCCUCGCGUGUACCAAUUACUGCCCCUGCCGGAGAGGGCGGGCUUGCGCACUGGGGUGGCCGACAACGUGUACUUGCCACCGCCCAUAGCUUGCUCCAGCGAUAAGCUGUCAUCCGACCGCAUCUACCUCAUUGACAAUGGUCAGCGGCUGUACAUCUACGUGCGCCCAGAGGUGUCCCUGGAGAACUUGCAGGACGUGUUCAACGUGGACAACGUGGCCCACGUGCCCGCGGCUUUCGUGGCCGAAGAGCUGAGCGAAGACGUGCACAGGAUGUUGGCCAUCGUCCAACAGAUACGGAAGGAGAGGAACAGGCUACCUUGGCUGACCCUGUCCUUCGUGCUGCCAGGGUCCCCUGAGGAGCCACGCCUGCUGAGCAUGUUCUGCGAGGACCGGGUCUCCAGCGAGCCGUGCUACAUUGACUUUCUGUGCGAAAUGCACAGGAAGGUCCAGAGCAAGCAGGAUUGA